AUGAAGACUUUGAUCCUACAAGGACUCAUUUUGGCCUUUGCCAUUUGCUUCCAGUUCAGUGAAAGUCAGAAAUCAUGGCAGCAGUCAAUAGAAAAUGCAAUCUACAAUCAACCCAUCCAAAAGUCAACUUCCAAGACAUCACAAAGCAGAUCUCCUUCUACCCGGCUUGACAAACAACUUUCAUUCUCAUCUCAUGACUCUGCCUCACCUACCAACAGACUCUCCCGAAGGGCUUUCUCAUCACCUUUCAAAGCUCAGAGUAUAACGAAUGGACUUUCUAAGGUUGGCUCAGAGAUUAAAAAAGGAGUUGAAAAGUUAUCUUCAAAACUUAGGAAGUUAAGUAGAAAGAGAAGAUCUGACCAGUUCAGGCCGGUUAACAGACGUGAAAAACAACCUAUGAUUAGAUCAGCUACUCAAAUAUCUAAACCUAGAAAGAGAUCUUCAGAAACCUUGAAAAAGACCAAGUCUAAGCCAUGCAGAAAACAACCAUCUAAGCUAGAAAAGAAAAGACAAAAGCUAAAGAAAGACUUGGAACAUUCUACAAAGGUUAUAAAUAAAAAUCUCACAAAAAAGAAAUCAGUAAUAUCACCUGAAAGUAGACAAGCCUCAUCCCUAACAAAACAGCCCCGUAAGUCCAGAAAGGAAAGACGACAAGAAAGGAAAGAAAGACGACAAGAAAGGAAAGAAAGACAACAAGAAAGGAAAGAAAGACGACAAAAGAAGAAACAGCAGAAAGCCGCUUCAAGGGCUGUAAAGAAAGAACUUAAGAAGGUUAAAUCCAAACUGUCACUUCUGAAAAAGCAAGCCACAUCUCUCAUAAAUGGCAGGUUAGGCAAAUCCAAGUCCAAACACCCCAAACUUAAUGAGAAAAACACACUUGAAACCUUUGAAGAAGCAAAGAAACUACUAUCCAUAGCAGAAGAACUCUUCAAUGCAUCUAUCAAGGGACAACCAACAUCUGCUCAAAAAUUGUUGUCUUCACCUAAUCCAACAAUUUCUAGUACCAGUGCAAGAGCCUCUCCCACUAAGAGUUCAACCACAGCUCCGGUGACUGGCACUACCACCUUAGUAGCAUCAACCACUAACCCAGCAGUAGAGACUACAUCUACAGAGCCUUCAGGAGAAUCCACACACCCAGGUACUUCCCCUAGUCCUAUAACUUCCGUGGACACAGUGGCCCAGUCCACAACCUACUUGGCCUCUGCCUCCACCACUAUAUCUGGUUCUACCUCAGAGGGCUCAGAAACUGAAGCAAACACGAAUAAUACCACCACAGUCAUGGAUGGUUCUACCACACAAGCUGCCUCUACAACUUCAACAAGCAUAACUACCACACCUCCUGUCACUGCUACAAACACCAACUCUGGGCUUACUGGAGACAAAACUAAAAUAAAUUUCCCUACUCAAGGGAUUGAGGCCACCACCAAUGGUAGCACAUUGUCAUCAACCAGCACGGCCACAUCUCUUGCUCCUGCCACUACGAAAAUACCCACAACCUCUACCUUUGUUUCUGUUGGUUCUACCAGGAAUGCAUCACAAGUCACCACACCUGUACCACGUUCUACUAGAAGUGCACCUAUCAUUGUCACAACUGUAAAAAAUGUGACUACCACAUUAGUGACUACAACCAUCACUCAAACAUCAAAUAACACAAAUAAUGAAACUACAACACAAGUGCUUGUAGGAGCCACUAAGUAAACAAUUGGCACAACUACUGUAGCUAUGAUGCCUCUCAGUGCUGUUACCAACUGA
Messenger RNA from Mastomys coucha (southern multimammate mouse), 1752 nucleotides. RefSeq names its product serine-rich adhesin for platelets-like. NCBI's taxonomy places the organism in Eukaryota, Metazoa, Chordata, Mammalia, Rodentia, Muridae. The record is from RefSeq and is a predicted model, not a curated record. The transcript is spliced from 2 exons.